AAAAAAAAAAAACCUUACUUUGUUUCUCACUUGUUUUGCUUUAAUAAUCAUUCCUCAUGUCCUGUCAACCAGUCACGCGAGCGCGAUUUUCAACCGUUGCGCAUCAUUGCGAUAAGCACACUGCUCCUCUGGUCUUGAUCAUUGGCACCACGGGUUGGAUGGUUGUUGUUAUCGGGUUAUCAAUCCUUUCCCCGGAAUCCGUGUUCAGUCCCGGGCGGUGAUUGUGAUUGAGGAUCAAAUCUUCCUAUGGCGACGGCUUGGUUCGGAUCGCCAUUGCAAAGGGUGCUUUGUCCUGUCAAUCGCUGCCAAUCACGGUGUAGAGGGUGUAGGAUAAGGCGAUAGUGGCGAUCGAUGCUGUGAUUGUUGAAAAAAGCAAUGUACAUAAGAUGUAAAGACUUAUUGGUGAUGGUGCUGCAAGAUUGGUUGAUAAGAGCCAGUCCCCUGAUUCAUAAGUCUU
Messenger RNA from Aspergillus fijiensis CBS 313.89, 457 nucleotides. RefSeq lists its product as uncharacterized. The record is from RefSeq and is a predicted model, not a curated record. The transcript has a single exon. Lineage: Eukaryota; Fungi; Ascomycota; Eurotiomycetes; Eurotiales; Aspergillaceae. Bases 57 to 221 code for a protein of 54 amino acids.